AAGUAGACAAAUAUUGAUGCGCCAACACAACACGGCACUCAAAUACUCCACUAGUUUGAAAGUACUCCUCCUCAAAUUGCCGAACUACAUUUAAGGCCACAUACCCUCGAUCCGAUACACUUAAUUCCACAUACCCUAGCCUGCUGCCACUCCAAGCUGAGAGAUGAAGAAAGAAAAUUAUGUACCUCUGUUUGAAACAAAGGCAGCAAAGGGACGCCUAGCUUACCAGGUGUAUGCUGCUUCAGUGAUCAUUGGACUAUGUUCGAUAUUUUCUUACAGAUUUAUUCAUUUACCAUUACAAGGGGGACUCGAAACAUGGACUUGGAUUGGUAUUACUCUGGCAGAGCUCUGGUUUGCUCUCUACUGGCUUAUCACACAAUUUGUUCGAUGGAAUCCCAUCUACCGUUAUACCUUCAAAGACAGGCUAUCUCAAAGAUACGAAAAAGUUCUUCCGAAAGUUGACUUAUUUGUAUGCACGGCUGACCAUACGGUAGAACCACCACUAAUGGUGGUGAACACGGUCUUAUCGGUCAUGGCAUACGAUUACCCGACAGAGAAGCUGAGUGUGUAUCUUUCUGACGAUGGAGGAUCUGAGUUGAUGUUGUAUGCUCUGUUAGAGGCUUCUCGCUUCUCAAAGUACUGGCUACCAUUUUGCAAGAAGUUUAAGGUAGAACCAAGGUCACCUGGGGCUUAUUUUUCAACAGAUUUCAAGCCAUUUAAUAUUGAUCCUAUCAUGGCCGAAGAGUCGUUGACGAUCAAGGAACUGUAUGAAGAUAUGAAGAAAUGGAUCGAUAAUGCUACAAAGUUGGGCCAAGUUCCAGAAGAAGCAAGAAAAGAGCACAAAGUCUUUCAGGAAUGGGAUUUGGUUUCAAGCAGACACGACCAUCCCACCAUUCUUCAUAUAAUUACUGAUGGGAGAGAUCCUAGGGCUGUGGAUAUUGAAGGACAAACCUUGCCAACUCUGGUAUACUUGGCACGGGAGAAGAGACCGCAAUAUCACCAUAACUUCAAAGCAGGAGCCCUGAAUGCUCUUUUAAGGGUGUCAUCACGGAUAAGCAACGGUCAGGUUGUCCUUACUGUGGAUUGCGACAUGUAUUCAAACAACUCCGGGUCACUGAGAGAUGCUCUGUGCUUUCUCAUGGAUGAAGAGAAGAGUCAGAGGAUUGCAUUUGUACAGUUUCCACAGGGUUUUGAUAAUAUCACGAAGAAUGAUGUUUAUAGCGGUUCCUUGAGGGUAAUUAUGGAGGUGGAGCUUCCGGGUACAGAUGCCAAUGGAGGACCUCUUUACAUUGGUACUGGGAGCUUUCAUAGGAGAGAUAUCCUCUGCGGGAAGAAGUAUAAAAAAGAUUACCAAAAUGACUGGUGGACGGAGAAUGACAAAAGGGUUAAAGAGAGUGCAAAGGUUCUUGUCGAAAAUUGCAGAACUCUCGCUAGUUGCAGCUACGAAGAGAACACUGAAUGGGGAAAGGAGAUGGGACUAAAGUAUGGGUGUCUAGUAGAAGAUGUGAUUACUGGUUUAUCAAUACAAUGUAGAGGGUGGAGAUCUGUGUACUACAACCCAGAAAGGAAAGCAUUUCUGGGACUUGCUCCCACAACUCUGUUGCAGGCACUCGUACAACACAAACGGUGGUCGGCAGGAGAUCUCCAAAUCUUUCUCUCCAAACACUGCCCUCUUGUUUACGGGCAUGGAAAAAUCCCCCUGAAACUUCAAAUUUCGUACUGUGUCUGGUUGCUAUGGGCUCCCAACUGCUUGGCUACCUUGUACUAUGUUGUUGUACCAUCUCUUUGUAUCCACAGAGGGCUCUCUUUGUUCCCACAGGUAUCAAGCCCCUGGGUCCUGCCUUUUCUGUAUGUCAUUGCUGCAAAAUAUGCUUACAGCUUAGGCGAGUUACUCUGGAUCGGAGGAACAUUUCAAGAAUGGUGGAAUGAUCAGAGGAUGUGGCUGUACAAAAGAACAACUUCCCACCUAUUUGGCUUCACCGAAAAUAUCUUGAAGCUAUUAGGGUUUGCAAAGUCUGGUUUUAUCGUCACAUCAAAGGUGGCCGAUGAGGAUGUGUCCCUGAGAUACGAAAAAGAGGUCAUGGAGUUUGGUGCUCCUUCACCAAUGUUCGAUAUAUUAGCAACACUCUCAAUGGUCAACCUCUUUAGCUUCUUUGGUGCACUAAAGAGGGUUUUCAUGGAUUCACAACAUGGGGUUUUGGAUCAAUUGGCAUUGCAGAUGCUCCUAUGUGGGUUAGUGGUUGUAAUCAAUCUGCCUGUCUAUGGAGGGCUCUUCUUUCGGAAGGACAACGGCCGCAUGCCCUCUGCUAUCACAUACCAAGCAGUUAUCAUCGCUAUCCUUGCUCAUACAGGAGCCUUCCUGUAUUAGGAUACUGUCCAUAUGACCCAAAGCUUUCAGUAGAACUGCAUGUAUGAUGUAUCAGUAACAUUUCAAGAAACAACUAUGCUUCCUAUAAGGCAACUAUUUAUAUAUUCUGCAUCAUAUACUGAUUACAGGGCUCGAAGUGGAAGUUCUAUCUAAAAGACCAUCCUUCUCUC
Molecule: messenger RNA, 2538 nt
Organism: Rhododendron vialii
Lineage: Eukaryota; Viridiplantae; Streptophyta; Magnoliopsida; Ericales; Ericaceae
Product: cellulose synthase-like protein E1
Exons: 8
Coding region: 164-2368 (734 amino acids)
Biological process (GO): cellulose biosynthetic process; plant-type primary cell wall biogenesis
Cellular component (GO): trans-Golgi network; plasma membrane
Molecular function (GO): cellulose synthase (UDP-forming) activity; mannan synthase activity
Source: RefSeq, a predicted model, not a curated record